Molecule: messenger RNA, 5938 nt
Organism: Osmia bicornis bicornis
Lineage: Eukaryota; Metazoa; Arthropoda; Insecta; Hymenoptera; Megachilidae
Gene: Sulf1
Product: extracellular sulfatase SULF-1 homolog
Exons: 17
Coding region: 384-4610 (1408 amino acids)
Molecular function (GO): glycosaminoglycan binding; N-acetylglucosamine-6-sulfatase activity
Source: RefSeq, a predicted model, not a curated record
UGGCGCUGGCUGCCGGAGCAGCUGUUUCCAGGCUGGAGUGGAGUAGCGGGCUGGAAGUUCAGUCUCGUUGCGACCGUCGGCGAGGUCGUGUCGUAGCCUCCCGUUUUCGCGGUCGUGUUCUUUCCUAUCCCGCCACGUGCACUCUUUGCUUUUACCUUUUCGAUUCGACGUCGCGAGUGAAUCGACGAUUCGUCGAGGAAGCCGGCUUCCAUCAGCCGGAGAACAGGCGACGGUCAGCGACGUUUUUCACCGUUUUCCAGUGGCUGGAAAAAAGACGCACUUCGGGAAGAAGCACGUCGGGACUUCAACUUCGUCGUGACCACAGCAGCCAUGAUAUGACACUCGAUUGAGAGGAAGAGUGUGCAACCGACGAGCCAGCCAGCAUGAGGAAGUUACUGCAGUUUUUGGUGCUGGUAUUGCUGGGUGUCAACGCCAGACGAACGGACACGGACGCCCCUUCGGACGAGGCUCACGCUGGUCAACGUCGCGGUUCCCUUCACAAGUCUAAUUACAACAACGGGAACAACAAUUACAAUUCUCAGUCGAGCUCGCCCUAUUUGCCGUAUCAGCAGCCGAGAGAGAGGAAGCCGAACAUAGUCCUGAUCCUGACGGACGAUCAGGAUGUGGAACUCGGUUCGCUGAACUUCAUGCCACGGACCCUAAGGCGAAUAAGGGACGAGGGAGCCGAGCUGAGACACGCAUACGUAACCACUCCCAUGUGUUGUCCGAGCAGGAGCUCCUUACUGACCGGCCGUUACGUUCACAAUCACGAGGUCUUCACGAACAACGACAACUGCAGCAGCCCCCAGUGGCAACGAGAUCACGAGCCUCAUUCGUUCGCCGCUUACCUGAGCAACGCUGGAUAUCGUACCGGUUACUUCGGCAAGUAUUUGAACAAGUACAACGGCUCGUACAUACCGCCCGGAUGGCGGGAAUGGGGAGGUCUCAUAAUGAAUUCACGGUACUACAACUACAGCGUGAACAUGAACGGGAAGAAGAUAAAGCACGGCUUCGAGUACAGCAAGGACUAUUACCCGGACCUGAUAGCGAACGACAGCGUGGCUUUCCUUCGUCAGAGCAAACACAAUUUCGCCAGGAAACCGGUGAUGCUCGUCGCGAGUUUCCCGGCGCCCCACGGACCGGAAGACUCGGCCCCGCAGUUCUCGCAUCUCUUCUUCAACGUCACCACUCAUCACACCCCAGCCUACGACUACGCGCCGAAUCCAGAUAAACAAUGGAUCCUGCAGGUGACCCAAAAAAUGCAACCGAUCCACAAACAGUUCACGGAUCUUCUGAUGACCAAAAGACUUCAGACGCUGCAGAGCGUCGACGAUGCAGUGGACAGGAUCUACCAAGAACUGAAAGACCUGGGAGAGCUGGACAACACGUAUAUAAUAUACACGUCCGACCACGGUUACCAUUUGGGACAAUUCGGUCUGAUCAAAGGAAAGAGUUUCCCCUUCGAAUUCGACGUGAGGGUACCGUUCCUCAUCCGAGGGCCUGGCAUCGAACCUGGCACCAUAGUAGACGACAUAGUUUUGAACAUCGACUUGGCGCCGACCUUCCUGGAUAUCGCCGGCGUCGAGACGCCACCGCAGAUGGACGGUCGUUCUUUCAAGAAACUUUUUCAAAAUAAACACGGCAGAAGAUCGAAGUUCAAGUGGCCGGACACCUUCCUGAUCGAAUCAUCGGGACGUCGCGAGACGCCGGAAUCGAUCGCGGAAUCGAAAGCGAGAGAAGCGAGGAAACAGAAUCAAACGGUCGCGAGGCAACAUUCGAACGGGACACCGGAAGAGGAAGAGGAAAACGUGACCGAUACGGAGAGCGAACACGAGACGGUGCAUUGGAUGUUCGAGAACGACACCGGCAGCGAUCAAGACAUCUCCGAGGACGAGGAUUUCGAGGAUUCGAUCAUCGACGAAUCGAACGUUGAUCCGCAUCUGGACAACAGAGUGCAUCCGGUGCAUUCGACCUAUUCCGCGAAGCAUGAGCGAUUGGCGAUCGAGUGUUCGCGGCCAGAGGCCCAAGCGAACUGUGUGCCGGGUCAGAAAUGGCGUUGCGAGAGGGACGGGCAUCGAUGGCGAAGACACAAGUGCAAGUACGCCGCGCCUCCGUUAAGAAUCUCGAAGAAAUGCGCCUGCUUCACGCCGAACGGAGUCGUGUACACCAGGUUGGAAUCGAACGACUACGAGGGACAUCGAUACGGCUUCGGCAGGGACAGGAGGCCCGCAGAUGUGUACACAGAUAUGGCUAGAUACUUCGCUAGACGUGGCAAGCGAGACGCCCCGGAAGAUGUUGGUCGCGAUACCGGCCACCAGGAUGAUGACUAUAAUGACGGUGACCGUGACCGGCGAGCCAUCGACGAGGAAGACGAUCAGCAGUUCUUCCAGGAACUGAACAAACUUACGGACGACGUGAGGAGAGAGUACACGAGUCUAUAUUCCAGGAAUAGGUUUAAUAAUCGAACAUCACGCGACGACACGCUCGAGUUCGAUAAUUUGAACGAGUCCGAAUAUUCGAUCGACGACUUUGAUCCCAGCUUGGAUAAGGUGGUGAAAGGUCGGCUGAACGUGGAGGACGUGGUGAAGAGACACAGGAGGAUACGAAGGAGUGCUAUAAAGAAAGAUACCGUUGAUCAUGUUACGAAAAUUAUGGAGAGCAUAGAGGAAGAACUGGAUGACCUGAAGGCUACCCAAAUUCGCCACUCGGAGACGAGGAAGACACUGCCAGCGAAAUGUUCGGUGCUACCUCAGGGUGGAGUGAACUGUUCGGAGACCGUUUAUCAGGACCCGAACGAAUGGCGCAUCUCGAGACGAGAAAUCGAGCAACAGAUAAGAGAAAUGAGGAUGCAACUGGAAACAUUGAAAGACAUACGUCGUCAUCUGAUGACCAAGCGGCCGCACGUCGGCCGGGACACGGAGGAAGGUUCGAGGAGUACUCAAGAGCCUCAUAAAUCGCAUCAUCACGCUUCGAAGAAUCACGCGAACCGUCAUCACAAGAAACACGAUCACGCCAGCACUGUUAAUCCGACCGUUACAACUGUCCGUUCCACGUGGAAGCAGGACCAAGUCACGGAAGACAAAACUACGUCCACGGGUACUACGGAGAAGCUCAGGUUCACUGUUACGAUUGCAGAAAACACCGACGACCCGGAUACGAUCACCACGACCGAAACAACGACCACGACCUUAUCGACCACGGCCAAACCGAAGAAGGCGUCUCGACGUCAGAAGAUAAAAGAUACCGCCAACAAUCGAACGGAAGUCGAGGACGAUAGGCCUCAGAGACGCAGGAAGGUUCAUCACCAUCGCAAAAAUAAUACACUGUUCACGAACAGCGUGCACGACGAGGUGCAGGCUGGCGUGAACAUCAGCGAGAUCGUUGAGACGACUGCGACUACUCAAAGCGCAGCAACAAGUCAGAAACAACAGUACCAGUCAACCGGGUACACCACCCUUCCCACCACCCUGACGAAGGAGACUCUUCAAAGAGAGACUUCGAGUACCGUCGGAACCACGGACGAGUCCACGAAAGAAACCAUGAUGGAAACGGACCCGCAAACGGCGCCAUCGACGACGGAGACGUCCAGUCUAGGCGAAUGGACGAAGUCGCAGAAGACCACUCCUGCGGUCUCUAGAACCACCGGAACCCGUUCCAGAAAUACGUUCACCCCUACGAUUGUUGCCACGACACCGACCACCACACCAGUUACUCCUUCGAGGAAGUUUCCAAAGGUGCAGAAGAAUCGAACGAGCCCAAAUCUUGGACCCUCCAGAAUAGACGUGACCAUCUUGGAGUCCCCGGACAGGAAGAGCAGACAAGAUAUAAUUGAUAUAGCAAAUAAUAAUCGUCGGCUACCACCGAUGCUGAACAGCCCCCUAGAGGCUCGGCACAAAUGCUACUGCGAGCCUGAUUCCUACUCGAAGAAGGACGAGAAGGAGAUCGCUCGUGAAGAGAGAAGAAGACUGAAAGAGGAACGGUUGAAGAAGAAGGAGAGAAAGUUGAGGAAGAAAGCCAAGCUCGAGAAAGAGUGUCUGACAGAAAAGAUGAACUGUUUCGAGCACGACAACGACCAUUGGCGGACUGCCCCAUUGUGGAGCGCUGGUCCAUUCUGUUUUUGUAUGAACGCCAACAAUAACACGUACUCCUGCAUAAGGACCAUUAACGCGACGCACAAUUUCCUUUACUGCGAGUUCACUACCGGUUUGAUCACGUAUUAUAACCUGAGGAUCGAUCCGUUCGAACAAUGGAACAGAUUAUCGUCGUUAACAGCCCCGGAACGAUCUUACCUUCACGAUCAAUUGGAACAUUUGAAAGGGUGCAAGGGUACGAGGGACUGUACAGUAGGAAGCGCGAGAGAAGCUCUGCCGCAACCGCAACAACAUCAGAGAUACAUUUCGAAGAGAAAAUACGCUAACACCUUCGAAGACAUCUUUGUACCGUCAACGUUACAAAUUAUUCGUGAAAGCGAACUCGGUAGUCCCCCUAAUAAGAGACGAAAAAAGUUGCAAAACGUUUGGAACAGAAGAAGCAGAAGCUGGCAAAGUAAUUGGAGACAGCAUCAACAACAAGACUCGGUGAAUUAUCGGCGGCACAGACACCAGUACUGAUAAUGGUUCGUUUUUCAUUGAACAAAUCGUCGAAGGAUGCGUGAAAGCAUUGCCUUGGAUGUGUAUUAAUUUCGCGAUGCAUUUAAUAAUGUAAUUUAUUUAGUGAUAUUUAAUUGGGAACGGAAACGUGAUAAUUUCAUUGAUGACGUUCUGAUUUCGUUAGACUGUCGCAGCUCGAGGGAUUUACCGUGUAUAUUUUCCAAUGCUAUUGAACGAGAAAACAAUCGGAACAGCGAUCUAAACGAGGAUCCAUUUUUUUACUUAAUAGCAGAUAUUUUUUAUAAUAAUUUAUUCAUCCCACGUCUCUUUAGGUCUUUAUACAAGAAACGCGAUUAACUCGUCAACUACGAUAACUUGCCUAACGAGAUUUAGAGCAAUUUUAAAAAUUUUGAUUAUAUUGAAAAAUUAAUCACACGAUAAUUCAUCGCGAAGUGAUUAAUCGAUACCAGUAGCUUUCUAGACAAUAGAAUGUCUAAGGGAAGAUGAGAAGAAACUAAGAGUUCAUCUCAUGUCGCAUUAGAACAGUUGAAAUUUUUAUUCUUGAAUCUAUGGACUGAAACGCACAACGAAAGAACGAACACAAUAGUAAAACGGUCCUGCCAAAAGCCUUUCGCCAUUUCUCGUGGGUAUUUCUUAUACACUCACACGUUCGUAUAACGUUUAUUCUACUGAAACUGCCAUCCGUUUGAUUUUUCCUAUUGUCUUCGAGCAGUAACAAUGCAGAAUAAAUUGCCUCUGCCACGAAAUACUUUACAAUCAUUGUAGCCAAUCUUUAUUGGCCUGUAUGAACUCGACUGUACAGACAGGAUGAAAGUAAUUCUAGCGGUUAUCUGAAAGCAUGCGAUGCUAAGACUGCAUAAGUUUCAAUGAAACUGACAAAAUCAUUGGCAUCAUUUAUCCUGCGCAAAUCUCCUGUCUUACUAGAAGCAGUAUGAAAACUUUUGUGAUCGCUAUAACUAACAGUCCCUGCUACAAAAAAUGAAAUGCUGAUGGAUGCAUAGGCUGUUAUAAAUAAAAUAUGAAAAUGAAUUUAUUGAAAAUUAUGGAUAUGCUUUGUUGAGUAUAAAGACAACUUUAUAUAAUAUUCAGUCUUUCCUACAAUGAAUUAUAUAUAGUUUAAGUACUGAAUUUAAUAUGCUUCUAUGCAAGCUAUGUAGCUAAGUAACUUGUCUCCAUUAGCAUUUUAUUUUUUUACGAUUAUAUGUCUGUGUUAUGUACUAGGUUCUCAGAUAGUGCCCUGAGAACAUCUUCAAGAUUUUGAAACUGAAGCCAUGUAUUUAAAUCAUGUGAAAUAAAUAAAUAAAUAAAUAAAUACUGUCCAAGUGAUA